Molecule: messenger RNA, 140 nt
Organism: Paramecium sonneborni
Lineage: Eukaryota; Ciliophora; Oligohymenophorea; Peniculida; Parameciidae
Source: the annotation of a GenBank genome assembly
AUGAUAAGAAUUGAUUUAAAAGAGGCUCAAGGAAAUCUGAGGGGCUUAAAGUAGGAGAGAAAGUAUCAAUAAUUAAGUAUAAUAGUUGGAGAAGACUCUAAAUAGAUAUUUUUAAUUUGAUUAAGGGUUGUGUUUUUUGA